Oryctolagus cuniculus (rabbit) is the source of this 1869-nucleotide messenger RNA. The record is from RefSeq and is a predicted model, not a curated record. NCBI's taxonomy places the organism in Eukaryota, Metazoa, Chordata, Mammalia, Lagomorpha, Leporidae.
AUGUCCACUUUCCUCCGUUUUACAGAUAGGGAAACUGAGGCACGGAGCGUUCGGGACGGAGGAGGGCAGGGGAAACGGGAGUGGGGGCAGCGAGAGGUGCAGAGUCAAUCUGCAGGGACUGGGCUCCCCGGAGAAGGGGACCACCCUAGCGCCUGCUGUGAGAGGUUUCUACCUACAGAAGAGGAGGAGGAGGAAGAUAAGGAGGAGGAGGAUGAGGAUGAGGAGGAGAAAGAGCAAAUCCUUGGGCCUCCCAAGAAGCCUCCGAAAGAGAAGCCUUCUGCGGCCACCAAGGAGAGGAGAGCCAAGGCCCAGGGGGACCUGGGCAGCCCAGAGCUGGCAACAAAGAAGAAACCUCUCCGCACUAAGAAGAAGGAGGCCGCAGCUGGGGAGGGGACCAGGGUGAGGAAGGCAAAGAAGAAAGGGCCCAGUGAGGCCGAGCAGGACCCCCCCGAGAGCCCGUCCGCAGUGAGGAAGAAGAGCCCGGCGGCCUUGUUUCUCGUUGGGGAAGGCAGCCCCGCCGAGAAAGCUUCAAAGAAGAAAGGUACACCCAAGGGCCCAGAAGAGGAGAAGAAGGAGGAAGACAGUGAGGAGGAGGCGGCGGCAGCUGUAGCAACCAAGAACAGCAACCAGAAGGGCAAAGCGAAGGGAAAGGGCAAAAAGAAGGAGGAGAGGGCCCCGUCUCCCCCCGUGGAGGUGGACGACCCCCAGGAGUUCGUGCUGCGGCCUGCCCCCCAGGGCCGGACGGUGCGCUGCCGGCUGACCCGAGACAAGAAGGGCAUGGACCGGGGCAUGUACCCCUCCUACUUCCUGCACCUGGACGCCGAGAAGAAGGUGUUCCUCUUGGCUGGCCGGAAGCGGAAACGGAGCAAGACGGCUAACUACCUCAUCUCCAGCGACCCCACCAAUCUGUCUCGAGGAGGGGAGAAUUUCAUCGGGAAGCUGAGGUCCAACCUCCUGGGGAACCGCUUUACCGUCUUUGACAACGGGCAGAACCCGCAGCGUGGAGGCAGCGGCACGGACGUGGGCAGCCUUCGGCAGGAGCUGGCGGCCGUGAUCUAUGAAACCAACGUGCUGGGAUUCCGCGGUCCCCGGCGCAUGACCGUCAUCAUUCCAGGCAUGAGCGCGGACAACGAGAGGGUCCCCAUCCGGCCCCGAAAUGCCAGUGAUGGGCUGCUGGUGCGUUGGCAGAACAAGACAUUGGAGAGCCUCAUUGAGCUCCACAACAAGCCACCUAUCUGGAAUGAAGACAGUGGCUCCUAUACCCUCAACUUCCAAGGCCGGGUCACCCAGGCCUCGGUCAAGAACUUCCAAAUUGUCCACGCCGAUGACCCCGACUACAUCGUGCUGCAGUUCGGCCGCGUGGCGGAGGACGCCUUCACCUUAGACUACCGGUACCCACUGUGCGCCCUGCAGGCCUUCGCCAUCGCCCUCUCCAGUUUCGACGGCAAGCUGGCUUGCGAGUGACCCCCAGCCGGCGGCCAGAGACUCCCGCAGGGUCCCUCCACGGAAGCCCCAGCGGGCGACUCCCCCCUUCCCCACACACACACCCAGUUGGAGGCUGACUCCUCACUGCCUCUCGGUGACUUCCGUCCUCUCCCCAAUCUGGCACAGCCCCGGCAGGAGGGGCUCCGGCGGCCGGUGGACCAAGAGGAAGAACAUCUGGGUUCGGAGCGGCACAUCUGCAGCGGAGUCGGCCCGCGCCGCGCCCGCCCCGCGCCCCAGUCACUUCCUGUCGGGAGCAGUAGUUGGUGUUGUCUUAACCUCCUCCCCCUACACUGGGGCAGCGCGAGGCCGGGGAGCCGGGGCGCGUGGGUGACGGGGACUAGGACCAGACGCCCACAUCUCCAAUAAAGCCUUGUUCCUGGCUAA